AAGACCAGCUAGCAGCAGCAAGCAGCUUGCAGGUUGCAGCAGUGUGUCCUUUUGCCUGUUGCUCCCUCGAAUUUUGGACUUGCUGCGCUCGGGUCCUCGUUCUUGCAGGCAGAGGCGUCUCGGCUCUCGAUCGAUCCCCUUCUGACGAAACCGCGGCGGAUUGGCAUGAGCUAGGCGGCGUCGGCCAUGGAGGAGGUCGGCAAGGAGCGCAAGCGCCUACGCGGCGCGCUCGUCGCCGUUGGCGGCGGCGGCGGCGGUUCGGGGGCGGCCACCGCGGCGGCGUGGCGGACGAGCCGGGUGGCGCGCGCGGCGGCGGGCGGGAAGGACCGGCACAGCAAGGUGGUGACGUCGCGGGGCCUCCGCGACCGCCGCGUCCGGCUGUCGGUACCGACGGCCAUCGCGUUCUACGACAUCCAGGACCGCCUCGGCGUCGACCAGCCCAGCAAGGCCAUCGAGUGGCUCAUCGGCGCCGCCGCCUCCGCCAUCGACGCGCUCCCAUCGCUCGACUGCUCCUUCGCCCUCCCAACAACCGCCUCCUCCCCGGCGCCAGCCUCCUCGCCGCCCGACGACGCCGAGGUCAGCACCUCCGAGACCAGCAAGAGCUCCGUGCUGUCCCUCGCCAACGCCCCCGGCGACCACGGCAACGGCACCGCCUACAACGGCGGCGGCGCCAAUGGCGGCGCGUUCGCCGAGCUCCUGCACUGCUCGGCCAACGGCAACAAGCCAUUGCAGCACCAGCACCAGCACCAGCAGCAGCAGGCGACGCUUGCGUACUACGCCGCCCAGAGCGCGCACAUGGCGCCCAUGCCGUUCGAGAUGACGAUGCCGCAGCUCGCGUUCACGCAGGAGCAGCAGCAGCACGCCACGGUGGCCUUCGAGCGGGGCACACUUCAGUCCAAUGCCGUCGCCGCGUCGCUGUGGCCGCCGUCGACGGCGCAGCACCCCUACCUGCUGCAGAGGUUCGCUGCCGCUCCGCCUGAGGUCGCCGGCCUGCCGUUCUUUCUUGCAGGUGGCGGCGGCGGCGGUGCUACUGCUCCGGCGACAACCAACGCAGGGGAGCGAAGGCUGCAGCUCUGGGACUUCAAGGAGGAGAGAAAGACAUGACUAAUUCAUGGAGAAUUGCCUGGUAUCAUGCUGGUGUUUCCCAUAAGUCAUAGCUUAUCAGCAUGAAGAACACAAGAACUGAAGAUAUCAGCAUCAGAAAACUGAAUGUAAUAUCAGAUCUUUCAUUCUUCCUGAUCAUGAUUCCCACUUCUCUAUUAUCUAACGGUGUAUGAUUUGUCUGUAACCUCGACAAUUAUGAUCAGAGACCAUAUAAUUUGUUGUUGUAAUCUGACAAUUUGUCACAAGCUGCUUAGAUGCAUGCCAUUUCCUAGAGAUCUUGCACCUCACUCACAUUCAGCACUGAACUUUGUGCUUGCAUGGAAAACAAGCUGUAAUACCAGCAGAUGAGAAUUAUUUAGCUAAUUUGGCGUAUUGUCUUAGUGACCAAAACUGGAAUUAGAUGUGUUUCUCACACGAACUGCCUUGUUUAUUAAUACGAUUGUAGCAUCUAUAUGAAUACAUUUCUGAACCUUUUUG
Oryza brachyantha (malo sina) is the source of this 1581-nucleotide messenger RNA. Its product is annotated as transcription factor PCF8. Gene Ontology annotation, cellular component: nucleus. Bases 187 to 1104 code for a protein of 305 amino acids. Lineage: Eukaryota; Viridiplantae; Streptophyta; Magnoliopsida; Poales; Poaceae. Gene Ontology annotation, biological process: regulation of secondary shoot formation. Gene Ontology annotation, molecular function: DNA-binding transcription factor activity; sequence-specific DNA binding. The transcript has 3 exons. The record is from RefSeq and is a predicted model, not a curated record.